Messenger RNA from Pistacia vera, 1693 nucleotides. Its product is annotated as brassinosteroid-related acyltransferase 1. NCBI's taxonomy places the organism in Eukaryota, Viridiplantae, Streptophyta, Magnoliopsida, Sapindales, Anacardiaceae. Bases 107 to 1480 code for a protein of 457 amino acids. Gene Ontology annotation, molecular function: acyltransferase activity, transferring groups other than amino-acyl groups. The transcript is spliced from 3 exons. The record is from RefSeq and is a predicted model, not a curated record.
UCUAAGCUCUCAUGUCUUUAUAUAUACCACCACUUCUGCUCCCGGCUUCUUCACAAAGGCCAGUACUUACAAUAGAGCAAUAUUGAGCUAGCUUGCUUAAUUCCUCAUGGCCACCCAAAAAAAUGGAAAUUUUCCAACAGUUUGUGUUACAAAGUCCCUGUCUGUUCACCCAAAAUCUUUGCAACCACAACAAAUUCUCAGUCUGUCCAAUUUGGAUAGGCAGUGUCCACUGCUUAUGUACUUAGUUUUCUUUUACAAACCAACAAGUGUUUAUCAAAAUUUAUCUCUUGAUUUGGUUUUUAGUAAGUUAAAAUCAGGCUUGGAGGAGACCUUGUCAGUUUGGUACCCGGCUGCAGGUCGUUUGAGCUUGAAUCCAAAUGAUGGGAAGCUCAAUAUUUGGUGCAACAACAAAGGUGCAAUUCUGGUUGAGGCGGUGACUCAAGUCAAGAUUUCUGAGCUGGGUGACCUCUCUCAGUAUAAUGAAUUCCUGGAGAAAUUGGUUUACAAGCCUGUUUUUAAUGGAAAUUUCGCUGAGAUGCCUCUAGUUGUUGCUCAGGUGACGAGGUUCGGUUGUGGGGGCUAUUCGGUCGGAAUUGGUACGAGCCACUCGUUGUUCGAUGGACCGGGUAGCUAUGAUUUUCUUCGUGCAUGGGCUUCUAAUUCUGCUAUUAUGAAAGACAAGGGAGGAAUUGAGGUGCAUAAACCAGUGCAUGAGAGAGGUAGGAUGAGAAUGACAAAUUCUCAUGUUGCAAAAUCAGCUAUGGCGCCUAGGGCUGCAGCCAUAGAUCAUCUAUAUAUGUUGAUAAAAAAUGCUCUUGGAGCUGGACAAAACCUUUCUGAGAUGGGAAAUAUGAAUUAUGUUACCAAAACUUUCCAUCUUUCUGGUGCAAUGAUCGAGAGUUUCAAGAGGAAAAUCUUUGGCCAAGGGAGAGGUAACUUUUCAUGUUCAUCCUUUGAAUUGGUUGCAGCUCACCUCUGGAAGGCAAGGACUAAGGCCGUGGGGGUGAAGAAGGAAGCAAUAGUUUGUUUGCAAUUUGCUGUGGACACUAGGAACAAGAUGGUGCCACCACUGCCAAAAGGUUUCAGUGGCAAUGCUUUUGUGUUAGCCUCAGUUGCACUAACAGCUGGAGAACUGGAGCAAGGUAGCCAUGAGGCCAUUGUUGAGAAGAUUAAAAAGGCCAAGAACUCUAUCAAUAAUGACUAUGUGAAUGCAUACAAUGAGGCACUUGAAGGACCUCAGGGUACUCUCCCUCCCCUCAAGGAGCUCACUCUAGUUUCUGAUUGGACAAGGAUGCCAUUUCACAAGGUUGAUUUUGUCCAUGGAGAAGCAGGUGCUGCUUCUCCACUGAUUUCUCCAAUCCCACAGGUGGCAUAUUUCAUGCAGAAUCCAACUGAUGUUAAGGGCAUUGAUUUGAGGAUUGGUCUUCUUCCACAAACUGUCAAUGCUUUCUCUCACUACUUCCUCAACAAUCUGCAUUAAUAAUUAAUAAGCUUCACAGCUCACUGAUCUCUUUUGUUUCAAGUGGGGUGUAAACUGUAAAGCCAAUAUGGCUGAAAUUUAAUUAGGUUUUCGUGAAAAGAUUAUUAGAGAUAAGAUAAAUGAUUAUUAUUAUCCUGAUAAAGAUGUCAUAUACUCAAUUGUCAUCAACAAUUAGUUUUCUUAUACAUAUAUAAUAUUUGACGUGUCGUUUGC